AAUUAUCAGGAGAGAAAAAAAAAAAAAAAGAACUUCUCAACCAUCGUAUAUAAGGGAUCGUCGUUAACAUUGUGCCACCGAUAUUAGGGUUUCGGAGUCGUUGCAGAGCUGCGCGUUGAUCUAGAAAAAUGGCGAGGAUAAAGGUGUACGAGUUGAGGAAUAAGACGAAGGCGGAGCUACUGAACCAGCUCAAGGAUCUCAAGGCGGAGCUAGCCCUGCUCCGCGUCGCCAAGGUUACCGGCGGCGCCCCAAACAAGCUCUCCAAAAUUAAGGUGGUGAGGCUAUCGAUAGCGCAGGUUUUGACGGUUAUUUCCCAGAAGCAGAAAGCGGCGCUGAGAGAGGCUUACAAGAAGAAGAAGUAUUUGCCCCUUGACCUCCGUCCCAAGAAGACCCGCGCCAUUCGCAGACGCCUUACCAAACACCAGGUGUCUUUGAAGACGGAACGUGAGAAGAAGAAGGAGCUGUACUUUCCACUAAGAAAGUAUGCGAUCAAAGUUUAGGUUAGAAUUGGUUUCAAGUUGCAUUUUUUAGGACAGUUACUUGUAUUGAAAUUUUAAGGUUUUGAUGCCUGCCGCUGGGGCAGCAUUCCAAUUAUUAGUACCAGAGUUGUUUCAAUGCUUGCAUUAAGUUUCCAAGGUCUAUAUGUUAAAAACUAGAGUUGUUUCGAGAAACUAUUGUUGCUUUCGGCCUUUAACUUUAUAGCGAUUACCUGUUGAAUGAUCAAUGGCCGUAACCUUUAUGAGUUGUGAUUUAUGCACAUCUCAACAGUGGAUACCCAAAUCGACACUCUUCAUUUC
This is a messenger RNA of Glycine soja, 797 nucleotides long. RefSeq names its product 60S ribosomal protein L35-like. Gene Ontology annotation, molecular function: structural constituent of ribosome; mRNA binding. NCBI's taxonomy places the organism in Eukaryota, Viridiplantae, Streptophyta, Magnoliopsida, Fabales, Fabaceae. The transcript is spliced from 4 exons. Gene Ontology annotation, cellular component: ribosome; cytosolic large ribosomal subunit. The coding region runs from base 129 to 500 and encodes 123 amino acids. Gene Ontology annotation, biological process: maturation of LSU-rRNA from tricistronic rRNA transcript (SSU-rRNA, 5.8S rRNA, LSU-rRNA); translation. The record is from RefSeq and is a predicted model, not a curated record.